Astyanax mexicanus (Mexican tetra) is the source of this 2191-nucleotide messenger RNA. RefSeq names its product neuropeptide FF receptor 2. The record is from RefSeq and is a predicted model, not a curated record. Gene Ontology annotation, cellular component: membrane. Gene Ontology annotation, biological process: regulation of MAPK cascade; G protein-coupled receptor signaling pathway; regulation of cAMP-dependent protein kinase activity. NCBI's taxonomy places the organism in Eukaryota, Metazoa, Chordata, Actinopteri, Characiformes, Acestrorhamphidae. The transcript is spliced from 5 exons. Bases 154 to 1545 code for a protein of 463 amino acids. Gene Ontology annotation, molecular function: peptide binding; opioid receptor binding; neuropeptide receptor activity.
AAAAGUGCUCAUCUAGUGGAGUGGAGGGACCAACCUGAGAGGAAUAUCCAUGUCUGUGUGUGGACUUUUCCCGCCUAAAUAUCCUGAGAAAAACAACAAAAGAUAAUAAUAAUUAUUCCACAGAAAUCUUCAGUUUUAUAAGAAGGAUAUAAAAUGGCAAUGAAGCUCCUGAAGUUCAACUCAACAGUCUCCUCUGUUCCACUCCCUACUCUGGAGAACUUUGAGAAUAUUUCACUGGACUCGAGUUUUUAUCAUCAGCUGCCCGGCCCCAACAUCACCUAUGUGGACUUCUACCUUCACGAGCCCUCAGUUUCAGCCAUCUUCAUCGUGUCCUACCUCCUGAUCUUUGUUGUGUGUAUGGUAGGGAAUGGGUUGGUGUGCUUCAUUGUGCUGAGGAGUAAAAGCAUGCGCACCGUCACCAACCUGUUCAUCCUCAACCUGGCCAUCAGUGACCUGCUGGUUGGCAUCUUCUGCAUGCCCACCACCCUGGUGGAUAACAUUAUUACAGGUUGGCCGUUUGGAAGUUUGGUGUGUAAGUUGAGUGGGAUGGUGCAGGGAAUAUCAGUGUCUGCUUCAGUCUUCACUCUGGUAGUCAUUGCUGUAGACAGGUUCCGCUGCAUCGUCUAUCCUUUCAAGCAGAAGCUCACCAUCUCCACCUCCACUGUCAUCAUCGUGAUCAUCUGGGUGUUAGCCAUCUCCAUCAUGUGCCCCUCAGGCGUCAUGCUGCAGGUCACCAAAGAGAGCCGAGUCUCCAUCCUGCUGGGUGAAAGCAAUGCCACUCGUCCCUUUUACUGGUGCCGUGAGAACUGGCCCAGUCAGGAGAUGCGGAAGAUCUACACCACUGUCCUGUUCGCCAACAUCUACCUGGCUCCCCUGACCCUUAUUGUCAUCAUGUACGCUCGCAUCGGGAUUACGCUCUUCAAGACGGCCGUUCCUGUUCCGACUCGCGCCGGGGGCUCCGAUUCCGGCACUGGAUCGGGCUCUGGAAAAGAGGGCGGAUAUGAAGGCAGAGGUCACACGGUGUCUCGUAAAAAGAAGCGCGUGAUUAAGAUGUUGUUAGUUGUGGCUCUGCUCUUCAUCCUGUCCUGGCUGCCUCUGUGGACGCUGAUGAUGCUGAGCGACUACGCCAGCCUGAGUGAGUACCAGCAUCGCGUCAUCAACAUCUAUGUUUACCCUCUGGCCCACUGGCUGGCCUUCUGCAACAGCAGCGUCAACCCAAUUAUCUAUGGGUUCUUCAACGAGAACUUCCGCAGAGGCUUCCAGAUCGUCUUCAAGCUGCAGUUUUGUUCAGCCCAGCGAGGAAAGAGGAGGAGCUACUCGCACCGGGUACAAGGCAAUGCAGUCCUGCCCACAAACUUGCACUUGACCAAGGUGUCUGAGAUCGGAUCUGGAGCUUGUAGACCUGGGCUGGGUCUGCCUCAAGGAAUUAAUAUAGUGGGAAAUGGGAAAAGCCUGGGUGAGAGCAGCCAGUCUUCAGAGCAUGAGAACGUGAAAAAACAGGAUCUGAUUAUGGAGGAUCUGGAAAAGGUCAUCUAUGACCUUUAGGAUGGCACCACGAUAUCAAUGGAAUAAAAAAAAAAGAUUUCUUUCCUUUUUUUGAAUCAUCUGUGAUUGUGGAGUUGGUCAACACUGGAGUUAUAUCAUACCAUCAUACACACUGUGGACUUUUCGAAACCCAUGGUCUUCUGGAAGAGUUUUAACUUGAAGGCACCCAGGACAGACAGGACAGACAAAGAGUCUGCGAACAAUGGACACUGAACUCUCUGCCGUUUAAACCAAGAUUAAUGCUGGAUCAAAAAACGAGAGAAUUACGGAAGCAGGUCUCACCGACUGGCAAAGCAUGCCUCCUUUCAUAAGCAUGAGCUGCUGUUUUAUCUUCUAUAUCUGAGACUUGAGAAGAUCAUCUUAAGGAGCAGAUGAAAUACCAAGUAAAUGUUAAGGCCACUGUACACAGAGACACGUUCAUUGAUGUCAUGAAUGAACUUUAUCUUUCACAGCCUGGAGUGCCUGAAUGAAGAGAAUAAAAGGCAUGCUCUCAUUGACUCAUGCAGAACAUACUAGAGUUCUGUAUAAAACUUUUACUGGUGGUGAUAAAAUUACCCUAAUCUGGUUUGGAAAUAUUUUAGUAUUAUAAAACACUGGCACUAAAAAUAAGUCAGGCCAAAUUAAAAUGAUACAGUAACUGAUUACA